Cladophialophora psammophila CBS 110553 is the source of this 1311-nucleotide messenger RNA. RefSeq lists its product as uncharacterized. The transcript has a single exon. Lineage: Eukaryota; Fungi; Ascomycota; Eurotiomycetes; Chaetothyriales; Herpotrichiellaceae. The coding region runs from base 1 to 1311 and encodes 436 amino acids. The record is from RefSeq and is a predicted model, not a curated record.
AUGAAUCAUCCUGCUGCUGUAUAUCAACCACAAGGACAGUAUUCGAGUUACCCACCACCUCCCCUUCAACGGCCGCGACCCCACGAAAUCACAUCACCAAGCUACGAUCCUCCGGGCCCGCCACUCCCGCAAAGACCUAGUGCCCAGGCACCAGAGGGAAAUUUCGAUCUUGAAGCCCAGACUACUCCUUAUCCACAGCCUCUUUACAACCCGGUUGCAUACGCUCCCGGCGAACAAUUCCAGCAAUUCCAACCACCGCCCCAGCGCUACAAACAGACGUUUGCCAGUAACGACGACCCAUCCAAUCUCGUCCACUAUAUCCGCGAUCCGCAUAAGCUGAUAGGAUAUUUGGUUCCGUUCCCGCGUCCAGUACUUCCCAAUGUUGAUCCAGAAACCAUACCAGCCCGCUUUAUGAUCUACACGCCGCCACCUCCUCCACUGCAAAAGCCCGCUGAAGGCGAAAAGGAAGCCAAGUUGCACAAGGUCCAGCGGAAGUGGCAAGAAGAAGUCCGCUCCGCCAAGACCAGCACCGCCAAAACGGCCAGUUGGAAGGGUGUCAAAUCUAAAGCGACGCGCGGGAUUGAUUGGGCCAUUCACAAGACCACGUCCUCGAACUUGGAUUUCUUAGGCCGUGUAUCUCCCGGUCCCCACCCGUCGCAUUCUGAUGAUGAGAAAGACCACCAAGGCGCCGAAACGCAUAAGACUGUGGCAGUCGAGGAAAUGGUAUUCAUAUACCCACCUACCCUCAACCUGACGGACCAGCAGAUGCGCGAAGAGUUCGUCAAUACAAUGCUGCGCACAAAAUCCAAGGCGCAGAGAGACACCAUCAUCGCGACCGGGCUCAUGCCAGUGGCUUACGGAAUUGAUAUCCUAGCCACAUUUAUCUGGCCGUUCGGUGGGUUGGGCGAGAUCGAUACGGUUUGGGCAUACGCAAGUUUUCGUGGCGCGAAGACCGCAAGAUCCGUGACGAAGAGGUUGACCAGCUCGACUCAGUCAUCUCCCAACCAUGAAGACGAAUCCAACAAGUUGAAACUCACAUUCACACACUCCCAACGCCUCGAAGUCCUUCGCAGGUAUCUCGAAGCAGAAUGCCACAAGGCCGAUUCCAAGUUGUUCCCGCGCUACGAGCACUCUCCGACAGAAAGCGACAUUUUAGAGGCUAUAGGGUGGUCGCCCAGCCGUGAGACCGAGGAGAAGAAUUGGGAGGAUGAACAUUGGGAGAUACAGGAGGUCAAGGAGGAUCUGAAGACAGUGUUCAAGAAGGCAGCGAGUGAAUGGAGGAAGUGGUGCCGGCUGUUGGAGAAGAAGUAA